AUGGGUGGAUUCUGUUUUCAGAUGGCAGACAAGGCAGUGUCAGUCGCCGCGAAGCCCCAGAUGCGUGGACUUCUCAAUAGUCAGAUCAAAAAGAAUCUGAUCGUCUCCCUCGUCCUGGCUGGUAUCUCUGGCGUCGCCUUCAAAAUGAUUAUUGGCGAUACCCGCAAGAGGAAGUAUGCCGAGUUCUAUAGGACCUACGAUGCUGAGAAGGAAUUUGAAGAGAUGAAAAAGAAAGGUCUAUUCCAAUCCUGCUAA
Molecule: messenger RNA, 255 nt
Organism: Arctia plantaginis
Lineage: Eukaryota; Metazoa; Arthropoda; Insecta; Lepidoptera; Erebidae
Source: the annotation of a GenBank genome assembly